GCCAGCUGAGCGCGCUUUGUUUUUUUUGCAAAGCAUUAGCGAAAUUCUUUUUGUGUUGGGUUAAUUGAUUUUGUUGUCAUUUCAUUCGGGACAUAUUAGAAAAUCACAUAUUUAACGAAAUGAAGGAGUGUCCAUAUGGCGAAAAGUGCUACAGGAAGAAUCCCAUUCACUUUGGCGAGUUUUCCCAUGCACAUUUGGAUGCCAUCUAUGAGAAGGGCAACGGAUCGGGGGACUACGACAUACCAGAUAAAUACUCCAGUGAAAUGAUUCAAGCCCAGUUGAAGUUGCUGGAGAAGCUGUUCCCCAAGGCAGGAGCCAAGAAGGAGAAGGAAGCGAAUGUGUCGGGCUCAAAACCACCUGUAACGGCUCCAAUUACAAGUGGUUCCUCAACUUCCGGCUCCUCAAGUAGCAAUCCCAGUGGUUCCUCUACUUCCCGGUCAGCUGCCCCGCAGGACACCUCCAGUUUGGCCAAAAAACAGAAGCUGAUGGCCAAGAACAUCAGGGACUACAUUCCCGUGGUGGUGGAGAAGGGCGGAAUGGCCAAGAAACUGGAGCGCGCUGCUCCCUACAAUAUGUUCCUCACGGCCAUCACGGACUCCAAGCCCACACACUCGGAACCCUUGAGCAUUACGCUCCAGGAAAUCCUCGACGAAAGCCUGGGCGAGAUCGAGAGCACCGUGCAGAUCAACUUUAUGGUGGACAUUGGCUGGCUCCUGGGGCAUUACUACUUUGCUGGCAUACUGGACAAACCCCUUUUGGUGCUCUAUGGCGACGAGUCCCCGGAGCUGCUGAGCAUCAGCAAGCUAAAGCCGCAGGUCACGGCCAUUCGCGUGCGGAUGCCCACGCCCUUUGCCACCUCGCACACCAAAAUGAUGUUCCUGGGCUACAGCGAUGGCUCCAUGCGGGUGGUCAUCUCCACGGCCAAUCUGUACGAGGACGACUGGCACAAUCGCACGCAGGGCCUGUGGAUAAGUCCAAAACUGCCGGCUCUGCCGGAGGAUGCGGAUACGGGAGCAGGCGAAAGCCAGACGGGCUUCAAACAGGAUCUUAUGCUGUACCUGGUGGAGUACAAGAUCAGCCAGUUGCAGCCGUGGAUUGCGAGGAUCCGAAAGAGCGACUUCAGUGCCAUAAACGUCUUCUUUUUGGGCUCUGUGCCUGGCGGUCAUCGCGAGAGCACCGUGCGGGGUCAUCCAUGGGGUCAUGCUCGCUUGGCUGGUUUGCUGGCCAAACACGCGGCUCCCAUCGACGACCGCAUUCCUGUGAUCUGCCAGAGCUCGAGUAUCGGCAGCCUGGGGCCCAAUGUACAGUCCUGGAUACAGCAGGACUUCGUCAACAGCCUGAAGAGGGACUCCACGCCUGUGGGAAAACUCCGCCAGAUGCCGGCCUUCAAGAUGAUCUAUCCCAGUUUCAGCAACGUCUCGGGCAGCCAUGAUGGCAUGCUGGGCGGCGGCUGCCUGCCCUACGGCAAAAACACCAAUGAUAAGCAGCCGUGGCUCAAGGAGCACCUGCAGCAGUGGAAGUCCAGCGAUCGGUAUCGCUCGCGGGCCAUGCCGCACAUUAAGAGCUAUACGCGCUUUAACCUGGAGGAUCAGGCGGUUUACUGGUUCGUUCUCACCUCGGCCAAUCUAUCGAAGGCAGCCUGGGGCUGCUUCAAUAAGAGCUCCAGUAUUCAACCCUGCCUGAGGAUCGCCAACUACGAAGUCGGUGUCCUGUUCCUGCCGCGAUUUGUGACCGGCGAGGACACCUUUCCCUUGGGCAACAACCGAGAUGGUGUGCCCGCUUUUCCAUUGCCCUACGACGUUCCAUUGACGCCCUAUGCGCCAGAUGAUAAGCCCUUCCUGAUGGACUAUUUGCAGGGUUGAGACUAUCUCAAACGUACUCCCAUAAGGAUUUCCAAUUUGGGUUAUAUUUGAAACGGAAAAUAUUGUUUCUCUGGCAUUUGUUCACUUCUCAUCGUAUUCAUGUUAAUUUAUCUGUUAGCUCUUAAAGAUCUUAAAAUUUUUAUAAAAAUACAGGCAAACAUUGGGUUCUAUUCUUCCCUAGUUUA
Messenger RNA from Drosophila biarmipes, 2047 nucleotides. It is a transcript of the gene gkt, whose product is annotated as probable tyrosyl-DNA phosphodiesterase. The coding region runs from base 120 to 1862 and encodes 580 amino acids. The transcript has 5 exons. The record is from RefSeq and is a predicted model, not a curated record. Gene Ontology annotation, molecular function: single-stranded DNA binding; 3'-tyrosyl-DNA phosphodiesterase activity; double-stranded DNA binding. Gene Ontology annotation, biological process: single strand break repair; double-strand break repair. Lineage: Eukaryota; Metazoa; Arthropoda; Insecta; Diptera; Drosophilidae. Gene Ontology annotation, cellular component: nucleus.